Molecule: messenger RNA, 3358 nt
Organism: Podarcis raffonei (Aeolian wall lizard)
Lineage: Eukaryota; Metazoa; Chordata; Lepidosauria; Squamata; Lacertidae
Product: E3 ubiquitin-protein ligase TRIM7-like
Exons: 8
Coding region: 66-1529 (487 amino acids)
Molecular function (GO): protein binding; zinc ion binding
Source: RefSeq, a predicted model, not a curated record
ACACCCAUUUGCAGACGGAAAAGCAAAGAAAACGAAACCAACUCUCUCUCCCUGGGGCGGUGGCCAUGGCUGCUUCUGGGAGUCCUGUCGUGGAUCUCUGUGAGGAAGCCACUUGCUCCAUCUGCCUGGAGUAUUUCCAAGAUCCAGUGAUCAUCCCAGAGUGUGGGCACAACUUCUGCCGAUCCUGCCUGAUCCAGUGCUGGGGGAAAUCUGAGGGAGAGGCUUCCUGCCCUCAGUGCAGGAAAACAGUGGAGCAAGGCAGCAUCAGGCGAAACCUGCAGCUGGCAAAUUUUGUGGAAAUAACCCAGAAAUUCAGCCUUCUGGGCAGAAAAAAGGAGGCCAAAGGAAAGGGGAGAGUUUGUGAGAAACACCAGGAGCCCCUGAAGCUCUUCUGCAAGGAGGAUGAAGCCCCCAUCUGUCUGGUUUGUGACAGAGCCAAGGAGCACAAAAGCCACGAGGCGGUUCCUAUAGAGGAGGCGUCCCUGGAGUACAAGGAUCAGAUCAGCAGCUGCCUAGACAACAUGAGAAAGGAGAGAAAGAAAAUUCUGGUGUUUAAAGCAGAUGCAGAAAAGGAAAGCCAAGACCUGCUUAAGCAAAUGCAAGCAGAGAGGGAAAAGAUGGUGGCUGAGUUCAGGCGACUGCACCAGUUUCUGGAAGAACAGGAGAAACGUAUUCUGGCCCAGAUGGCAGAGGUGGAGAAGGAGAUUGCAGCCAAAAGGGAGGAGCGCCUGGCCAGACUCUCCAGGGAACUCUCCUCUCUUGACAGCCUCAUCCGGGAGAUGGAGGAGAAGCUUCAGGAACCAGCGAGUGAACUCCUGCAGGAUAUCAGAAGCUUCUUGCAGAGGUCUCAAGCGAAGGAGAACUUAGAGGAUCCUCCGGUGGCUAUUCCUCCUGUCCUGAAGUGGAGGAUCUGGGACUUUUGUGAUAUAAAUCCCUUCCUGGAGGGUGUCAUGAAGAAAUUGAGAGACACUGUGGAAUAUGGACUUCAGCUGCGAAAAGAAAACGUAACUUUGGAUCCAGACACAGCAAAUCCCCGGCUCAUCCUGUCUGAGGAUCGCAAGAGUGUGAGAUGGGGGGAAGUCUAUCAAGACCUGCCAGACAACCCUGAGAGAUUUGACAUGCAUGGCUAUGUGCUGGGAUGUGAGGGUUUCACAUCAGGCAGACAUUUCUGGGAGGUCACUGUGGGAAGAGAGGAGAGGAGGAACGAGGGGGAAUGGGCCGUGGGGGUGGCCAGAGAGUCUGUGAAGAGGAAAGGCAAGUUCAUCGCUAGUCCUAAGGAAGGGAUCUGGCGCAUAGGGAAGUGGGGUGAUCAGUACAGGGUCUCCACCUGCGAUGGGCCCCCUGUUUCGAUUCUGGGUGGGGAGCCCAAGCGGAUCCGAGUGGCCCUGAACUGUGAAGGGGGACGGGUGUCCUUUUACGAUGCAGAUACAGCAGCCCUUCUCCACUCAUUCUCAGCAGCCUCCUUCUCAGGAGAGACCCUCCAGCCCUUCUUUUACAUGUUCACCAAAGGUCACCUGAUACUCUCUUGAGUGUAGACACAGACAAGCUUCCCAGUUCACUGCUAAGUAUGCUUCUCAGUGCCAGCAGUCCUAAAUCAGCAGAGCGUUGCGCAACAUCAAAGCGCUUCAGGAGCUCUGACCCAGACAACGAAGCCAGUAACUCACAGAGGCAAUUAAGCACAGACAGAUGUAUUUUACUACCGGGUCAAAAGCAUAAUGGUUCCCAUUUACAGUUUGUCUGCUGAAGCGUUUCUUAGUUAGAGUUUUCCGGGCUUUGUUUUUUGCGACCCACAUCCCUUUCUUGCAUUCUGUCAGCUUGCCAGAUAAAUGCGGACUAAACACAGUUUUUAUACAGCUUCUGUUAGAACUGAAGCAGCUCCUCUCACAGAUGUGGCCUUGACGAAAGGUCCAGCUUUCUGACAGCUUCUAGCAAUUUCCAGAAUCUUCUAGAAUCUUCAAGAACUUUCAGUUAGUUCUGGAAAGACUGAACGCUCACCCUCACGCCAACAACUCAUCACCACGAUGACAUUUCAGUUGUCUCAACCAAAAUCCCUUUCCCUCAGCUUAUGUGGCAGUUCAGCAGAAUCUCUCUGUUGAAAGAGAUCCAAAAUUUGUGCGCGACUCACUUAGGCAUUCGCAGCCUUGUGCAUUUUGUCAAAACAAAAAUAAAUAAAUAGAGUUUGGGAGACUGGGGGCGGUGACUGUCAGAAGGGGCCGUGUGAGAUCUCACAAGAACCUCCAGAGCCCAGAAAGCAAGAUGGAGGCUCACAAUUUUGGUGCCCAAAUCCUGCUCUGGAUAGAGUUUCUAAGCCCUCCGCCUUGCUUACUGGCCUCCAGGAAAGGUUCCUCAAAGCAUUUGCAGGGGUCUCCCUGACUUGUCUUGCUAAUCCCCAGAACGAAAGAGCCUCUGGCAGUUCCAAGGACAGAACAGAGUCAAUGUGGGGAAUUUCAGGGAGCGGUAGUAAAUUCCCAUUUAUACAAUUAUUUUCUCUAAGGUGACUUCUUGCAAACAAUCAGAAACAUCUACAGUGGUGCCUCAGGUUGUGGACAUAAUCUGUUCGGGAGUGUGCUGGGCCCGGGGGUUAACCUGAGCAAUGUGGUCCAGGUCCUGUCCAGAAUGCAAGGAUUCCACGAGGAGUCAGUCCAACAGGGCCGAGGCAGGACACGAGGCAGGAAACCAGGCUAGGUCGGGCACAGGGUCUCAGGCAGGUUCUAGCAAACAACAAUGUUGCUCCCGCCACCUGGGGUGGGGUCCGACAGCCUUUUAUCUUUGUCAGGGUAACUGGUCCUAAUCCCCCGGUGACUCACCUCCCUGUCUCUCCCAAAGGCGAGCACUCCUCCUGCCGGUACUCAGGUCUCUCCUUCUUUCAGACCUUAGUCUCUGCAGCUGGAGACAUGUCGUGGGUUACUAGACCCAGAGGCCACCUCAGCUUCCCCUGAUCCAACCGGUAGUGGAGCAGCUGUAAGUGAUGGCCCAGCUGAAGGCCAUGAGGUAAUCCCCGCAUCUGGAGCCAGGGCAGGCUCAGGCCCCUGACUCGGCCCAGCUGGUGCUUGUUGCAGGGUAACCUGUGCAGACUGGGGCUCUUCAGAAUCAGGCCCCAGACUUGGUUUAAUGCCACCUGAGGCAAAGGAUCUGGUGCGGACUGAGACUCCACUGGUUCUGAGUCCGAGCCCGUGUCCCAGGCCAUCACAGAGAGGCACAUCCACAGCCCGAAGCGUCCAUAAGAUGAAGUGCUGUGUCUGCGCAUGCACGCGGCGCAAUUUCGAGCUUCUGCGCAUGCACAAACGGCAAAACCCGGAAGUAACCAGUUCCGGGACUUCUGGGUUUGCUGCUGUCCAUAACAUGAAAUUCCGUUGCC